AUGAUAAAAUUUGUUUUGUUUUUAUUAAUUUUCGCUAAAAAUAGUGUAUACUCUGUUGAGGAAUCCAAUGAUAAAUCAAACCCCCCAACUGAUGUGUAUGAAGAAAUAAACAGUCAAUCAAAACCAUUAAAUACACAAGCUUUAUACGAAUAUUUUACAAAUGAAAUAGAUUCAUACUUUCAAAGUUUAUCUGAUAAAGAAUCCAAAGAAUUACUAAACAAAUACAAUAAAUAUAUUUUAUCCUAUGUUAAUAACGAUAAAGUUAAGAAUAGUUUAAGUGAUAAAACCGUUGAAUUUGAAGAAAAUAAGGAAUACUACGAAGAUCUAGUAAACAAAGAAUUUAAUCAAUUUUCACUUCCAAUAUUAACCCCGAUUAUAGAAAAUCUUCUAGAAAAUUCUACUUCAGCUCAUUGGUAUCCUCUUAUUUUAACACUACUUCAUAAAAUAGCCGAACAUAAAUUUGAUACCCCCAACUCAAAACUAAGCAUCUCUAUCCCUAAUAAUACAGACGAAUUAGAUGAUGAAGUAUAUAGUAAAAUUGAUGUCCAAAACCAGGAAGUGGAUGAUGAAGGCCGCGACCUUAUAGAUAUGUAUAAUAACAUACUCGAUAAUUACCCCGAUAUAGCACGUUAUGUUAAAGAAAAUCCAGACGGCACAGUUUCAUUGGUGCAUCUAAAAGAGUUGGUAAGGAAAUAUAUGCAAUACUACAAGUCUAGAGAAGGGAUAUCAUUAUCUGAUUUUGACGAAAUCGAAAUAGAGACUAGAAGGAUAUUAUUAGGAGUUAUUUUGCCAAAUGGCGAUUUAGACUUUGAAAAAAUGGCACCAUCACCCAAGCCGCUGACUGAGGAAGAAAUUGCUGAAAAAAAACGCCUUCAGGAAAAGUUGAACCAAGAAAAGAUAAAGGAACUUAUCCGUAAAAUGGAUCAUUUAAAUGAGUAUUAUUUUUACAAACUUGAUAAUAACAGUGAACCAGUGAAAUACUUCUCUUCUGAUAUAAAUAAACUUAUACCUUUCUCUACUUCUAGCUUUUAUAAAUUUCCCAUCACAAUCUCUUUGUUAAUUUUUUCAACUCUAUUACUUUGA
Theileria annulata is the source of this 1083-nucleotide messenger RNA. RefSeq lists its product as uncharacterized. The transcript has a single exon. Lineage: Eukaryota; Apicomplexa; Aconoidasida; Piroplasmida; Theileriidae. Bases 1 to 1083 code for a protein of 360 amino acids. The record is from RefSeq and is a predicted model, not a curated record.